AUGAACCAAUGGACUUGCCACAGGAAAUACAAGACAGGCCGUAGAUUGCUGAGGCCUUCUGGCCUUCUACGACUCGCCGAGCAUCCCAUCAACAGAAUCAUCGGCACAUUAGCAUUCAUUAAUCUCAUCACAUCUACUCAGAGAAGCACGAAAAAUCAUCAGAAACCCCACACAGCAUUUCCCACGACCGAGGCAUCCACAAUAUUCCAUGAAUAUAUAAUGAGUUCCACCGACGACGAGCACGUAAUCGAAGCCGACUACACAGAGACGCCUCCCCACAUAACCCUUCGCGCGGCCAUACACACAGCUCCCAAUACGUAUACAGUGUCAUUGGUUGUGGUGAGCGGCUGGGGGUCGGGCCCAUGUGAGGCGUGCGGGGGGCAGAGGGGUGGAGGCGGGGCGGGGGGCUGCAGCUGCUGCCAGGGGGGUCGCCGUGCCCCUUCUUCCUCCUCAGGGGACGCCCCGCCGCCCCUCAACGGCCAUCUGCCGCCGCCCCCGUCCUCCCAGCUGGUCAAAGUGGUUGUGCUGGGGGCAGCUGCCGUGGGCAAGACUGCCAUUACUAAGCAAUUCGUACACAACGAGUUCCCAACGUGCCACGAGCCAACGUCGGGUCGGGUCAACUACUGGCCUUCUGUCAUGGUUAACGACCGGGUCUAUCAGCUCUGUCUCGCCGAUCUGCCCCCCAUCAGAGCGUUCCCCCAAAACUCCUACUCCGAGUGGGCUGACUACCGCUCCUUCGGCCUCCGCUCGGCGAUGGCCUACAUGUUCGUCUUCGAUCUCACGUCCUACGAUUCCUUCGCUCACAUCAAGGCCCUGCGAGACCAGAUGUACGAGUCCCGCGACAUGCGCGAGGUGGGCGUGGUGGUGGUGGGCAACAAGCGCGACCUGCUGGACUCCUCGGACGCCCGGGACAAGCGCGAGAUGCGGGAGGUGGCCGGCGUGGUUCGCAAGCAGUGGAAGGCCUCGUAUGUGGAAGUGUCUGCCAAGUGUAACUGGCAUGUGGUGGCCGCUUUCAGAGAACUGCUCCUGGCGGUGGAGGACGCUCAGGCCCACACGCACGCCCGCCCGCACAACCUGCACGAACUCCACGAGGCGAUCGAGCACUCGAAAUGUACUAUAUUGUGAGAUAAGGCGGUGUGCCGUAGGUGCCCACUUGGUUUUAUUAGCAAGCUGAACGAAAUUACUCAAACUGUACAUUGUAAGUUAAUCUCCGUAACAAAA
Molecule: messenger RNA, 1221 nt
Organism: Penaeus chinensis
Lineage: Eukaryota; Metazoa; Arthropoda; Malacostraca; Decapoda; Penaeidae
Product: ras-like protein family member 10B
Exons: 7
Coding region: 1-1125 (374 amino acids)
Molecular function (GO): GTPase activity; GTP binding
Source: RefSeq, a predicted model, not a curated record